This is a messenger RNA of Penicillium brevicompactum, 1182 nucleotides long. RefSeq lists its product as uncharacterized. Bases 1 to 1182 code for a protein of 393 amino acids. The transcript has a single exon. NCBI's taxonomy places the organism in Eukaryota, Fungi, Ascomycota, Eurotiomycetes, Eurotiales, Aspergillaceae. The record is from RefSeq and is a predicted model, not a curated record.
AUGGCAGACUCCCUUCUUAGUUACCUGACGACACGUAACCCAAAUGUCCUCGCGUUCGCAAGACCGGCACCGAGCUUCACCUUUAAUUCCGAUUGGGAUCCAAUUGAGAACAUAAGAGAAUGGUCUGAUUUCAACUACAAUAACCUCCAACUACUGUUCAGGGAUGAGUUGAGCCGCUCUGUGCCUCCGUUCAAUACUACCGUCAGCUGUGAAAAGGGGGGCUAUAACAAAAUAUUUGAUGAACGGGGCCUCUCUGAUCUCAUAUGCAUGUCCAUUAUGGGUCCCGUAUCGGCAGUGCUUCCCGAUUCAUUUACCACGUCUGGCGGAAGAGUUACGCAGCACCCUGGAUGCGUCCCUGACUGGUCUGCUGGGAAGGAGGGGUCAGGAAGGUCUAAAGCUAUUGUUCUUGGUGACACAAAAUUCAACUGGUCAUCAACCAACGCCUUCAAUGUUAUCCAGGGCGCGAAAAACAAGCUCUAUGAAGAUUCACCAUCAGUUGAUCUGGUGAGACCUAUUGAGCAAGUCCAAUAUUAUGGUGCUGUUUACGGAUGUCGGUAUGUGUAUCUUAUCAGCGACCAGGAGCUCGUGGUUAUGCGGCUCCACUUGGCCUCGACCCACAUUCGAACAUCACCCAGACCUCAACGCACUCGCCCACCACCCUCGCAUCAACGGGUGACGUCUUCUUCGACGAUCUCUAAGCAGUUGACGGACAUGUCUAUUGAUGAGUCUUGUUUUAAGGCUAGUAUUGGACUUGUGGAAUACAAGGAAAUCCCUUGGAACGCGACUAGCGGCCUCACGAUCAAGAUGGCGUUGUAUUGCCUUGUUCGUUUAGCAGACAAGUAUGGAAAUGAUCUCAAACACGACUACCCCUCUUUGGCAUCUAAAGUGGAGCCAUCCGUUCCACAAAGUCUUUCGUCAACUACUAUACCGAGUUCACAGCCGCGAAACCCCAUACCAACAGCGAGCACUGUUGGCAGCACACCACAAACGAGCAACAACCCAGCAAGCAAAUACUACACAACCACUCUUAUAUGGAACAAGACUCGGACUGCUUACAUCUACAAAGCGAACGAUGGCAAGUAUGUUACUGAUGAUUCACCAUCAAAGUGGCAGGUAAUUGGAGACAAAAUCUACAAAUUCGAAGGAUUUCCGCCAUAUCCGUGCUCGGAUAUACCCCGCUGA